Myotis brandtii (Brandt's bat) is the source of this 1730-nucleotide messenger RNA. It is a transcript of the gene ZBP1, whose product is annotated as Z-DNA binding protein 1. The transcript has 8 exons. The record is from RefSeq and is a predicted model, not a curated record. Gene Ontology annotation, cellular component: nucleus. Gene Ontology annotation, molecular function: double-stranded RNA adenosine deaminase activity; RNA binding; DNA binding. Gene Ontology annotation, biological process: positive regulation of type I interferon-mediated signaling pathway. Lineage: Eukaryota; Metazoa; Chordata; Mammalia; Chiroptera; Vespertilionidae. The coding region runs from base 289 to 1434 and encodes 381 amino acids.
UGGACUGGGCAUCAGGCCUUCUGCUGGCUCUGCAAAGGCCGCCUCUGGGCGAGCCCGGGACCCGCUCCCUCGCUGCUGUCGCUGGUGUUCUCGACCCCGACCCCGGCGUUUGCAGAACGGCUGCCCGGCCUGUUUCCGGGGUGUAAACAGCUGGUGCCUGCCCGUGAAGCCAGCCUCCCGUCACAGCUGCCAGAAGCCCAGCCUCGGCCACACAGGGACACCAGCCUCGACCAGCCCACCUUCUCAAGGCCCCCAAGUCUCCCCGGGCUCCUAGCCGCUGCUGUCAGCAUGGCCCAGGCGUCUGCAGACAUCGAUGAGACAGACCUUGAGCAGAGGAUCCUGCAGACGUUGAAGGGCGCUGACACCCCUUUGAAGGCUGCCCAGCUGGCAAAGGAAUGCCAAGUGCCCAGGAAGGACAUCAACCGUGUUCUCUACCGGAUGAAAGAGAAGUUGAAAGUGGAUCGCGAUGACUCUGCGAAAUGGCGCUUGAGAGAGGGUGGGCCUGGAGAAAUGGUUCCCACAGAGCCGGCCCAGCCCAGCCAUGAGCUGCAGGGACAGAUCUUACGGUUGCUGGAAGCCAGCGGGCCCCAGGGGGCCGUGAGCAUCGCCCAGUCCCUGGGGAUGAAGACGUCAAAGGAUGUCAACCGAUACCUGUAUGCCAUGCAGGAAAAGCACCUUCUGGACUUGGACAAGAAUUCAAAAACAUGGGCAAUUUAUCAACCAGGGACUCCCAGGGCCCCCCCCAUCAUUUACCAGCAAAGCCCUGUCAUGAUCUGUCAGAACGGACCCUACAGCCACAUCUCCAUCCAGAACUCCGAAGCCGUCCAGAUUGGACACGGGAACAAGAUUGUGAAACUAAUGGCCCCUGCGGAGAGCGGCUCCACGGCUCCCUGCUACCUCCCUCCACCACCAGCAGCGGGUCCCUUGGGUCAGGAUCCCCCGGCUGGAUCCUGGGGGCCGCAGGACAUCCGCAUAGACAGUUCUGUGCUCAAAUGCGUGCAGCUGGGACACAGGAACGAGAUGAACGUGCACAGCACCCCGGCCACGGGCCCUGGCCACAGCCCCCCAGUCUCUGCCGCCACUGCUGGCCCAGAAGAAAUCCUUAUGCCCGCACCAGGACCUCACCCCGAGGGGGAGGGGGACGCGGCCCAGAGAGUCCCCAUCAAGCCCUGCUUCUUGGAGGAGGACGCCAUCGGCAACAGCAACAGCCUGAGUGUCUGCCGAGCAGGGGCAGGGGCAGGGCCAGAGGCCAGCCGCGGCGACCCAGGGGAGCCGGCCGAGGACGCGGCGCCCGGGUCCAGAGCUGCAGAGCCCAAAGGCAAGUUCCCAGAUGGCGCUGGUCCUGCUGACCCCGACCUGUCCACGUUCACCUCCUACCUGGAAGCCAUGACCCUUGCAGACCGGGAUUCAGAGGCCCCAGAGGACAGCCCCUGAGUGGACUGGCCCCAGCACAGGGUCCGGGGGGAGGUGGGGUCAGAACCAACAGCCGAAGGCGGACAAGGCCGGGAGGGAGCCAGCGGCGCCACGAACCCCGAACUGUACAGCUGUGUCCCAUAAAUGUCACUGUUGACCUUCUCGCCUCCUGCCCGAGGCCAGCAUGAGUGAGCACGGGGGCUGGGUCAAGGCUGGGUCUGUGGUGCGACCCCCAGGACCCUCGGGUACAGAGCAGUGGGCUGAUGGGAGGGGUGCUCCGGCAGCCGCAGGGCCCAGGCCGCACCCCCCGCAGCCUG